Wasmannia auropunctata (little fire ant) is the source of this 413-nucleotide messenger RNA. RefSeq names its product 39S ribosomal protein L34, mitochondrial (gene mRpL34). The transcript is spliced from 2 exons. Gene Ontology annotation, molecular function: structural constituent of ribosome. The record is from RefSeq and is a predicted model, not a curated record. Gene Ontology annotation, biological process: translation. Bases 95 to 358 code for a protein of 87 amino acids. Gene Ontology annotation, cellular component: ribosome; mitochondrial large ribosomal subunit. Lineage: Eukaryota; Metazoa; Arthropoda; Insecta; Hymenoptera; Formicidae.
UGUGUCGACGUGAUUCGGUUGCGCGCGCGCAUCGUGCGUACUUAACCUUAAAUUCUACGUUGUGAAUUCGUUCGGACACCUGCAAUGUGAAAACAUGUUUGGCAAAUUGAUGUCGGGCAUAUUUCAAUCCCUGCCACGGGCCUCGAACCAACUUUCGCCAAUAGUGCCUGCGACGCCUGUGGUGUGGAGUCCAUGGAAUCUAACAUUUGUCAGAAACAGAAUGAGAUAUCACUUUCCUCAUCCCAGUGAAACGAAACGCAUAAAGAGACAUGGGUGGUUUGCACGACUGGCAACACCGAAUGGUAGGAAAAUUCUCCAAAGAAGAAUCUUGAAGGGCAAACAUGUGCUGUCUCAUUAAUAAUUGUCCAUCCGAUUGAUCGAAUGUAUUUGAAAAUAUAUACUAAGUAAUUAAA